AGCACAGCGAGUGAACUCACUUCCAAUCAGAUUAAAACUCAUCUCGGUAUCUCUUUCCUUUCCAAGAAAAAACCAGAACAAGAAUGUCUUGCUGCGGAGGAAACUGCGGUUGCGGCUCCGGCUGCGGUUGCGGCUCCGGCUGUAACGGAUGUGGUAUGUACCCUGACUUGUCCGAAAAGAGCACAACCAAGACCAUGGUUGUUGGAGUUGCACCAGUAAAAAUGAGCCAUGAGAGGCAGGGGGUGAGCUUUGGACAAGAAAAUGAUGGGUGCCAAUGUGGAUCAAGCUGCAGCUGUGACCCAUGCACCUGUAAAUGAGGAAAGAGGAAAAAGAAAACAUGCCCAGAACAAAGCUGCUGAUUAUCUAUAAACCCAAUAAAGUUUUAUGCUUAAUUUCAGUCUAUUAUAUAUUAUAUAUGUGUGAGUGUGAUUAGGGUUUGCUGUAAUAAAAGGGCCAUGUUUUAGAAAAAAAUCCUCUUUAUGGGAUUUUGGAAGUGUUUCAUGGCUAAAUUAUGGCACUAUCGUUGUUGUUGCUGCUUUGUGGGCAUUGAAAAUAACUCAUUUGUGUUUGUAAUUCAACUUUGAAUAUGGGUUUGAGUUGUAUUGACACGUAUCAUGAAUAUAUAUUUAUGUA
Messenger RNA from Carica papaya (papaya), 633 nucleotides. Its product is annotated as metallothionein-like protein 2. The record is from RefSeq and is a predicted model, not a curated record. Lineage: Eukaryota; Viridiplantae; Streptophyta; Magnoliopsida; Brassicales; Caricaceae. Gene Ontology annotation, molecular function: metal ion binding.